Molecule: messenger RNA, 4434 nt
Organism: Helicoverpa armigera (cotton bollworm)
Lineage: Eukaryota; Metazoa; Arthropoda; Insecta; Lepidoptera; Noctuidae
Gene: Bdp1
Biological process (GO): RNA polymerase III preinitiation complex assembly
Cellular component (GO): transcription factor TFIIIB complex
Molecular function (GO): TFIIIC-class transcription factor complex binding
Source: RefSeq, a predicted model, not a curated record
GUCACUUCACUUUGACAGGCAGCGCGAAUGCAGUCUUGUGUUGAUUAUAAUUAUUGUAAAAUAUUUCUGUUCUGUCGUGUCUACUACCUACUGCUAUAGCAUGGAUCGUAGAUAAAAAAAUAAUAUUGAGAGUUUAAUGAUUCUACUAUUAGUAUAAUUAAUAAUUUGUACGUAUAAUUGAAGGCAGCGUGUGUAUGAAGCUAAAGUUAUAAAAAUAAUACUCGAGUAUACAUUAAUAAUUCACGACAAUGUCGACAAGAAGAGCAAGAAUAAAAGCUGUAACCUCGUUACCGCCACGAAGAAAGAAUAACGAUACUGCAAACAAUACUAAAGCUAAGUUACUUGAGAAAGAAACGUUAGAAAAAUCUGCUAGAAGUCCUAAAACACCACGAGCUAUUAAAACACAAGACAAUUUAGACAGAUGUUCUCCAAAACCUGCCUCUCCAUUGAAAUCACCGCGCCCUGUAAAUAAUAUCUUAAAAAGUCAAGAAAAAGUACCAUCACCUUUAGUGCCUAAUGAGGUGUCUAAAGAGGCUGUAGGUACACCAAAGAGGUCGGAGAAAGUGUCUGUGAUUACGAGUACAUACAGCAUUAAGUCCAAUGUAUUUGUAUCGCCUAAGAGUGUCGGGAGUCCUGCAAAGAGGUUUGCUCCCUCCCCCCUUGUACAGACCAGGGUUGAUGUAAAUAUUCAAAGGAUCACACCAUGCACGCCUGAGAAGCAUAAACAAAAGAAUGCUGACGGCAAAGCUGUUGAGAUAGAUCUUACUGAUGGCAAGUCUGCAGAGUUCAGUAAGGGAGCCAGCAGUAAUGUUGCAUCAGAUGUCCCAGAUGACUACAACGUCCCCAGCGUACCUGAAAGCAUUACUGAAGAUGCAGUUAUGGAUGGUAUUGUGCCACUCCAAGCCGUGUCUGGAGCCCCCAAACUGGCUCUGCUGAAGAAUGAGAUUAUAUCAGAAAAUGCUGAAGUGUUGUUUGACCCUAUUGUGCCUUUGCCUUCACCGAGCAAACUGCGGCCCAAACUUCGACCGGUACCUAGACUUGCGCCUUUGAGAAGAAAUAGUGUUCAGGGUAGUGCAUCCGAAUCGGAGGACGAGAACCGGCGCGCGCUGCUCAGCAGCGGCGGAACCAACACGCCUGCUCCAUCGAGACAGCGACACGACUCACACAUCACAAACAGGGAAGUGGCCCGCGUAAGGAAUGACUCCGUGUGUUCGAGUGUUAGUCAGGCAACGACACAGCCACCGACUGCCUCAUCGCCUGUCAAAGAGAAGCAUGUGUCCAAGUCGCGUCGCGUUGAUACAUCUCGGCGUAACGCAGCGAUGCGUCGACGUCGCGAAGCCGUCAACAAAGAUGAACUUACUAUGUACGACCUCAUCUUUUACAAUCCCACCACCAACCCCAUUGUUCCUGACAAAGACGAACUCCAAGCCCAAGAAGCCAAUGAGAAGGAAGAGGCGGCUCGCAAGGCCUCCAUGGAGGUUGAGGAGACGCCGGCGGAACAACCAGAGACCGACGCCGCGCCCGUGCCACAGAUCAAACUCGGACCCAAUGGGGAGAUCAUGCUUGAUGAACAGAGUUUGGUAAUAAAAUCGUCCGACAAGCGCAAAGUAUCAUCUAACGUGGUGCAUGAGGGCGCUUGGGCGACGAGCAACACGUCCGGCCGCUACCGCCGCACGCCGCGCACUGCGGACUGGUGCGAUGCAGAGACUGUACGCUUCUAUAGAGCACUGGCAGCUUUGGGGACGGACUUUAUGCUCAUGGAGAGGUUGUUCCCGGGACGGACGAGACGAGAUCUUAAGCUUAAGUUCAAAAAAGAAGAACGUGUGAACAUGGCUCAAAUAGACAAGGCACUCCGCACGACUUGCAAGUGGGACGCGAAUCGACUUCUGGACGAAUUCCAAGCCGAACGCGAGGAGGCCGACAGGAAGGCGCAGGCCGAGGCCGAGGAGCAGCGCAGGCAGGCGCGGGAACUGCGCGAGAAACAGAAGGAGAUGCGCGAACUGCGCGUGCGCAUGAGUCGAGGCUCGAAAGCUUUAGGUACCUCCAGCUUACCUUUGGCAGAGAGUAUUCUCACAGCUGAUGAUAUUAUCAAACAGCACCAUGAAAUGAAAGCUCAGCAAGCGAAAGCUGCUGCUAUGCCAAGACCGAGAGGCCGGCCGCCUUCGAAACCCGGCACCCUAGCACGCGCUCGCACCACGACGACAAAACCAACAUCACAACCAGCCGACCAAGAUAAGGCUACAAUACCGAAACUUGACCCGACCAAAUCACAAGGAAAAACGCCCGAUCAAAGGCAGACAAGCACUCCCACACCAGUUGUGCCUUCGAAUAUCGAGAACGGGUCCUUAGUCGUACUCACGGUCAACGACCCCAACUCGCUCCAAAAGAUGUUACAGACUUACAUAGCCGGUGGGGGAAGGUUAACCCCAGUCGCUUUACCACCAUCGUUUUUAAACUCCGUCGUUACUUAUAUGAAAAAAGGUGGUGGUACACCAAAAAGCAAUAUGUCUGCGGGUUCGUCCCCUCAUUUGAUGUCACCCAGCAGUGUAACGAGCCAAGAUAGUCGGCCAUGCUCCACUCCAGGAGUCAUUCAGAUCAAUCCUAGUCCUGCUAAAAGACAGCGACACAGCUCUUAUACAGUCACACAACUCUAAGACAGGAAUUAAGGCAGAAUAAAAAUAGUUUUUGGGUUGUGCUACAACUGUUUAGGCAUUAUAGCACAUAUAUGUAUAUAGUGUGUUCCAUGGCUUUGCUUGAUGUAAAAACAGUAAGAUAGCCAACUAGUGAGAAUAAUGUAGUGACACAAAGCUUCGUUAAAUAAUGCAGUGACAUGAAUUUGGCAAAAAUUGUAUUUGCAUUAUGUCACCGGAAAAUGAAAAGAUCGUAAUUUGAUCCAUUUUCUAGGUAGUUGAUCAACUCUCGGAAAAUAAUAAACGGCAGUUGGAUAGUACUAUUUAACGCAUUGAAUUUUAGCUAAUUGGUCAUCUUACGGUACCUAGCCGUUAUUUAAUAAAUAACUAUAUUGCUACAAGUAAAAUCAUCCACAAAUGGGCCAAUCGUUGCCCAGUGUAUUAUUUGACGGUACACUAUUAGCCGUCACUUAAUACUCUUAUUGGUCGACAGCAUUAAAUUAUAAGCAUUUAGCACGCGUUCGGUGUUUAUUCAUAGAGCUUUUAACCAAUCAACUUACACCUCGCCUUUGUCGGAAGAUUUAACGGCAAGACGCCGUAAAUUAAUCAACUUACUAAUGAAAAAAAAAUACAUACUUUAAAUAGUAUACAUUUCAAAUGCCGUUUAUUAUUUUCCGAGAGUUGAUCAACUACCUAGAAAAUUGAUCAACUUACGAGUCUUGUUAUUUUCCGGUGACACAUUUAUUUUGCAAUGCAAAACAGCACUUAAAAGGCAACUUUUGCUUGUGCUCAAUAUUCGUCACUAUCGGGACAGUACCUGAACAGGUACAGAAAAAAUUAAAUUAUUUUAAAAUGCGAGGAAAUUGAUAGCAACUACAGCAAUAAAAUCAUGUUCAACUAUUGAACUCACUUGAUGUAAUCUCCAGUUGCUCUAUUGCUAGAAUUAGCAUUAGCUUAUCACAAGUUUUAGUAAUUUUUAAUUUAUAAUGUAUUACAAUUAAUGACAAUUAUUCUCAUAUUCAGUUAUGAAUUAUUUAUAAUUUAAAUCCCUUGUUGUAUGUCUUUAUUGUAAGCUAACUAGAUAUAAGAUUGUAAGUAAUACGCAUUUCUCUAAGUACACAAUUUCAAUCCCAUAAACGAAGAUUGCGUACACUGUGCAGUAGUCUUGUUGGAAAAAAAAACAUGCAGAACUUUUUAGCCGAGGUACGGUGCGAGAUUCUUGUUGUAAAUAUUUGGUCUCUACUUAUUAACAGUAUACUUAAGUUUUCGUCAAACCUCGUGGCGGCUCGUAACUAUCUUCCGGGAACAAGUAUAGUUACCGGCACGGAUAUUGAGCUCUCGGCGGAAGAGUGGAGAUCGCUUUGCGCACUGUACACAUAAGGCAAUAAACCAAUAAAUCGUCAGGGCUCAAUAUCCGUGCCGAUAACUAUACGUUACCUUCGCUGCCCCCCUGAUUACCAAAAAUGGUUUCGAUUCGCGCAAUGCGAAUGUCACUAACGAGCUGACCAGGCUCUGAUAGUGUCGAAUGAGAUUCGAUCAUAAUAGAUGUGAUAUGAUUGUUUAUUGAUAAUGAAAUCUAUUGUAUGAUCUCGGAUGAAUUGUAAAUACAAAUAAGCUUUCAAUUAUAAAUGCAAGAUGUUGUAAAAAUAACAAAAAGGGAACUUAAUGAAGAACUGUAAAAUUUAUUUAACUAAUAAUGAACUUUGGCAAGCUCAUUAUACUUUCAUCAAGAAAAUGAGUUAAAAACAAUAAUAGACCAGUUAACAGACUUUUUCCACUUAUUAAAUGAGUUCUACCAAACGAA